GUGGGAGAUAUCCGGUUUGUAAUAGAAGAGAAGACUGUAUUAUCCCCAUCAAAACAAUGUUAGAUAAAAUACGAAGUUUCUAAAGAAUUUGAAAUAGGAUGGUGAUGAUAUUUAUUAGACAUGGAUCAAGAAACUGGCAGUGUCGUAAAGAAAUCGCCACCACACGAUUCUGCUGUUAAUGUUGCAGAGAAUUCAGCAGAGAAUGGUGAGCCACAUAAUUCAAAUAUCGCAUGUAAUUCAACUCAGGUAGCUCCCAUCUCUUCUGGAAAUACCCAAGAUACUAAAGCUUCUGGAAGCGAUACACAAUCAGAAACACUAACUGAUAACUCAACGUGUCAGGUGGGCAAUAUAUCUGCAUCAGCUAUAGAAAAUAAAGAUGAAAAACUAAAUGAUUCGUCCAAUUUAGUGCUAACAGAUACAAAUGAGGAAACCAACCAAGAAUCUGAUGGACAAAUAAAUAUAGAGACUGCCCAGUCUGAUACAGAAAUCAUUUCUGCCAAGCAACCUAAACUAGACGAGCUGUCACCUGAUCAAGCUAUUCCAGCAGACCUACCUUCAGUAAAGUCAGUGGAUGAGUCUGAAAAUGAAGUUAAAAGUGAUACAGCUAGCGGUGGUGUCGAAAGUUCGAAGACAGAGAAAUCAGAGAACGGACAAAAUACGUAUUAUAUAAAAUGGAUCAAUUUUAAUAAUAACCAAGUGCCCAUUAUAACUCAGAAUGAAAAUGGUCCCUGUCCAUUACUGGCCAUUGUGAAUGUUUUGUUAUUGAAAGGAAGUUUAAAGCUACCCCAGAUGAUUGAAAUGAUAACAAGUGAACAACUUAUGACAUAUUUAGGAGAUUAUAUCUUUGAAAAUAAACCUAAGAAUCUGUCAGAAAAUAUUCAAGCCAACUAUGAGCAGAAUAUGCAGGAUGGUAUUAAUAUUAUGUGUAAACUACAAACUGGACUGGAUGUUAAUGUGAAAUUUAAUGGUGUGGACGAUUUUGAAUAUACUCCAGAAUGUAUUAUUUUUGAUCUGCUAGAAAUUCCUUUAUAUCAUGGUUGGUUGGUAGAUCCACAAGAUUCAAAGUGUGUAGAGGCCAUUGGUAAACUGAGUUAUAAUCAGGUAGUAGAAAAAAUCAUCACUCAGAAAAGCUCAGACAAGGAAGAAGAUGCCCGAGAAGCACUUGUAGCUGAACAGUUUUUAGAACGAUCUGCUUCUCAACUCACGUAUCAUGGUAUAUGUGAACUAUGUCAUACAGUUAAAGAUAAUCAACUCUGUGUCUUCUUCAGAAAUAAUCAUUUUACAACUUUAUUUAAGCACAAUCAAGAACUAUUUAUGUUGGUAACAGAUCAAGGAUUUUUAACAGAAACCAAUGUUGUAUGGGAAACUUUAUCUAAUGUUGAAGGAGACUGCCAUUUUGUAGAUAGUAAUUUUAGAACAUAUACCAAACCGGAGCCAUCCACUCAUCCUAUACCACCACCUAAUGUAGAAAUUGGAAGUGAAGAACAAAUAGAUCAUGAUUACCUGGUAGCUUUGUCUUUACAACAAGAUCCACCAUUAGCUGAAUCUGAAGCCACUGCUUGGGCAAGUUAUGAGAAAGAUAGUGCAACUAUUGCUCAGAAGGAUCAUGAGUUUGCAAAGAGAUUACAAGAAGAAGAAGAUCGUAGAGCUGCAGCUGAAGAAGCUGCACAUCAACAGAGAGCAGCACCUCCCUCUCAACCUGGUCCUAGUCAACCUUCCAUUCCACGUCGUAAUAGAGAUAGAGAUAGAGAAAAACAAAAAGAUAAAGAUAAUUGUGUAAUAUUAUAAGAAUGAAGAUGAUGGUGAAAUGUUCGGAUGUGCAGUAAUGUUACUUAUAUGUAAUUUUAGGAUAUAAUCUGAUAUUUGAGCAACCACAAAACUUUCUCAUAGUGAAUAACCUAUUCCAGAUUUAAUAAGUUUUUGAAGUAAGUCAUACUUAAGGAUUUAUGAUUGUAUUAACUUAAAUUCUCCUUCACAAGUCGAGAUAAUCCAAUCUCCUUAACAAGUCAUGAUAAGGCAGUCUCCUUAACAUGUUGUGAUAAGACGAUCUCCUUAACGAGUCGUGAUAAUGCAAUCACCUUAGCAAGACAGUCUCCAUAUUUUCUUCUUUCAUUUUUGUUGUAAACAGAUUUUUGGCAAGAAAGUGCGAGUUAAUUGUGCAUAUGCCAUUUUAUAUGCAUGAUCAUUGCAUUAUUGGCAAAUGAUCUAAUCCACAGAAGAAUCUUGUUAAUAACACUUAAGACCAAAAAACAUUACUGAAGCACAUUACGGUACACACUCUCUCAACACAGAUCAAUCCUGUUUUUUAGCCGUUAAUAUAACUUGUUUAUACAAUUAAUGGUAUACAGCCGUUUAGUGGAUGUGCUCAUAAAUUUGUUGUAUAUAAGUUUGAGAAAUUUUGUACUUCAUUAAUCAAAAGAUUUCAUUAUGUAACUUGUUAUAUAUAUUUGUAUGAUCCUCUAAGGAUGUACAUAUUAAUAAUUAGAUUUUUAUCUGGUUGUAUACUAUUAUUAGGUUAUAUUGAAAUGGUAUAAAUAUAAUAUUACUUAUUAUUAUUGUUUUUGUCUGGAAGUGUUUAAACCUUAAUCAUUGAAUGUUGGUCAGUUUACUGGAUCAAAGUUGUUAAUUGCUAUUUAGUUUCUUCAAGUCUAUUUAACAACCAGUAUAUAUUAUUCUUCUCCCACUUCAUUGUAUAUUAUUUUUUAUUUUUUUGUUGUAUUUUUUCAUAUUAUAUAACAUAGUAUCUGUACAUUCUACAUGCCUCAUGUUCUACAGAUAGUUGGCUCAUUGUUCGCACAAGAUCAAAUACAAAAACGUCUUUCUACAUUUUGGCGUUUUUAUUUGAUAAUUUUAGUCCAUAUCUUUAAAUGCACCUUAAGUCCCAGAAAAAGAGUUCUAAAGAACCAAAAAUAUGGUUACUUUUUAAAUUAUGUAAAUUUUGUCUAUGAAUAUUCCGCCCAUUGCGGGUGGUCGGAUGAUCAUGUGUAGAUCAUGAGGUAUGUAGCUGUAAUGUAAUUAUUUUGCUAUAAAUUUGUUGAUAUUGACUUGAAUUAAGUCUUGUUAAACAGUUUACAUUGAAAAAUCACACUUGAAGAAUUGCAUUAAUAGAAACUGGCAGAAAUAUUGCAUUUUAAUCAUAUUUGAUAUAAUCAUUAAAUUCCUAAAUAAUAAUUUGUGGAUAGAAGAAACUAGUAUUAGUUAUUUGCUCCCAUUUUGAUUCAAACUUUUGUUCAAUACUUUGAUGUGUUUUAAAAACCUAUUGUUGGUUGAUCUCUGUAAUGAUGUGUAUGUCCUGCAUUUUGUUAUGGUAUAUAUUUGAGAGAAUUGGAAUAACGUUCAAUAACCUCCAGUAAUUAUAUUAUCAUUAAUUUUUACUGUAAAAAUCUCAACCAUUUCAACAAGUAGACUGAAAAAAAAGAAGCUUGCUUGCAAUGAUAGAUUUUUCAACAAAAUUGCAAAAUAAAAAGUCUAUUAACUCUUUUCUCCAAAAAGAUAAUUUCCAUGCUAUAUCACUGAUGGAACCACAUACACAAGAAACCUUAAAAUGUACUGAGUUAUAAAAUAGUUUUAAUUGUGCUUGCUAAAACAAAUAAUCCUGGAUAAAUUUGCUUUCAGAAUAUAUAACCCAAAUUUUUAUGAUCUUUCUGGUUUUCAUUUAUUACUACGAUCAGUCAUUAUCAAAACAUGUUUUAAUAAGAUGGUUCUUGUCGCAGUUUAAUAAUACAGUUCCUCCAUAACAGUUUUACACUUAGGCUGCCAUUAUUUUUUAGUAGCUACUGUGUAGUGAAAUUUUCUAAAUAAAAACACUUACAGUGAUUUUCUACCACUUCACAAAGAUAAAUAUCUAUCUACUAUCGACCAUGCGAUUUGAUUGGCUUUUAAAGAUCAUUUAUUGAUUGGUUCACAUAGUCAGUUGAAAGCAGAUCAGUUGACAUCAGCUACUGGAUGAAUUUGGUGUAAAUCUGAGCCACUCACAGUGCCUUAUGGUACUGAAAGAAUUAAAGGACAUGAUAUUCCUAAAAUAAAGCUUAAAAACCCAUUGUUUCAGGAAUUUGAAUUUACCCUAGCCAGUGAACAAAAUUUUGUUAAAAUUUAUUAAAGUUUUUAAUGGAUAUUUGUUGAUUUUGAAGUGCCUCAAUUGAUAUGCAUGUACAUUGUAAAUAUAUGGUCCACUUUCCUUAUUCCAAAAUCUCCCAUCUCUAAAAACCAGUUCCUUGGGUUAAAAUAAAAAAAAAGCUCUCAAUAUUUUUGCCACCCGCCUUUCGAAGAAAGCAGGGGACUAUUAAAAUGGGUUCGUCUGUCCGUCACACUUUUUGGGACACAAUAACUCUCCUAAUUGAGCUAGAAUGUUCAAAUUUUGUGUAGGUGUUUAUUAGGUCAAUGCCUUGAUGGAGUUCGAUAAUGAGCAUUUUCUUGUCAGGGUAAGCAGAGUGAUAAGCAAUUUGAUUGGUCGAGACUUUGGAACACAAUAACUCUCAUUCUAAUUGAGUUAGAAUGUUCACACUUGGCGUAGGUGUCAAUUAGGUGAAUGCCUUGAUGGAGUUUGAGGAUGGGAAUUUUCUGCUUAGGGUAAGCAGAGAUAAGCAGUUUGAUUGUGCAGAAUGAUAAGCAAUUUGAUUGGUCGAGACUUUGGAACACAAUAACUCUUCUUCUAAUUGAGGUAGAAUGCUCAAACUUGGUGUAGGUGUCUAUUAGGUGAAUGGUUAAGCUUUAUGUAGAUGUUCAUUAGGCGAAUGUCUUGACUGAGUUCAAUGAUUAACAUUUCGAGCUAAAGCUAAGCAGAGCUAAUCGAUUUCAUUUGUCGAUGGUUUGGGACAAGAUAAUCUUGAUUCUAUCUGAUAGAGAGUGAUGAAAUUUGGUGGAAAAAAAAUAAUUGUGCGAUUAAUUAAUAUGUGUCAUCUAAUUAUUUUGCAAUUUCGGCGGGGGACAUCAGCCUCACUGUUGGCUUGUUUAAUUAGCUAUAGAUUGAUUACAGUAGUGCCUAUUUAACUAUAUUGCUAAGUUUUUAUAAUAAAUUCUACUUCAAAGUAAGGAAAGUGUGCCUUUCAUUUGUAUGAAAUGAUUGUAUAUAAUUUCAUUAUUUGCAAUUCUCUUGUUAAAUUUAUUAAUUUAGUGAUAUACACAAAGUAUAAUGAUUGUAGACCUUUUUUUAAUGCGCUCAAAAAUAUGUAAAUAUUAAAUGUGUUGAUUUUACAUCAGUAUAAUGUUAUCUAUUUGACUUUGAAAAAAUUGUAAAUGUAGAAAUCGACUGGAAGCUUAGAAUUAUUUGGUUCAGGUUGGAUAAACAGUCAAACUAUG
Molecule: messenger RNA, 5298 nt
Organism: Patella vulgata (common limpet)
Lineage: Eukaryota; Metazoa; Mollusca; Gastropoda; Patellidae
Product: ubiquitin carboxyl-terminal hydrolase MINDY-2
Exons: 9
Coding region: 121-1788 (555 amino acids)
Biological process (GO): protein K48-linked deubiquitination
Cellular component (GO): cell periphery; cytosol
Molecular function (GO): K48-linked deubiquitinase activity; cysteine-type deubiquitinase activity; cysteine-type carboxypeptidase activity
Source: RefSeq, a predicted model, not a curated record